Messenger RNA from Lithohypha guttulata, 1701 nucleotides. RefSeq names its product Fungal specific transcription factor (gene DAL81). The transcript is spliced from 2 exons. Gene Ontology annotation, cellular component: nucleus. The coding region runs from base 1 to 1701 and encodes 566 amino acids. Gene Ontology annotation, biological process: DNA-templated transcription. NCBI's taxonomy places the organism in Eukaryota, Fungi, Ascomycota, Eurotiomycetes, Chaetothyriales, Trichomeriaceae. Gene Ontology annotation, molecular function: DNA binding; zinc ion binding. The record is from RefSeq and is a predicted model, not a curated record.
AUGAAUGAUCGGCCCCCUGCAACAUUGGCAUCAGUACCAGUAUCAGCGGAGCCGCUUCGAGAUAAUAACGCUCGCGUGCCUGAAUCGUUAUUGAAGAAUACUCUUGGUUUGCAGACUCACCAAUUCGCAAAAUAUAUUGGUGCAACGGAUGAGCACGACGUCUCACUCCUCAAUCUCAGGUUAUACGAUGAUGAUCUGAGUGAAACUACAGCAGAGAAUGUGGCUUUCCGCAAAGUAGGGUACUACGAAUUUUUUCGACAAUAUGCCGACAGUGAAUCGCCGAGCCAUGCUCACGAGAUUGAAGAUCUGGAUACCAUCCAGGCCAUCGUGCAUCCGCACGGGGAUGCAUUAGUGAAACUGUAUUUCCGGGUUGUUCAUCCUGCUUUUCCAAUUCUGCAUAAACGAGUCUUCUUGGAAAAGUAUGCCAGGAGUUAUCGCGAAUUCUCUCCCCCUCUGCUGAGCGCUAUAUAUCUCUUGGCGCUCAAUUGGUGGAACUUUGAGCCGUCGCUUGCAAAGUUACCUCGACCUAAUAGUGAUAGACUGCAAUCACUGGCGUACCGUUCACUUCAGGAAGUCGCGAGUCGAGCAAAGCUCUCUACUGUGCAAGCAGGAAUCCUCCUCUUACAACGAUCGACGCCAGAUUCUACAUGGCAACUGACAUCUCAACUAGUAGCUAUAGGACAAGACCUAGGCUUGCACCUGGAUUGUACACAUUGGCGCAUACCGACAUGGGAACGUGCUCUACGAAAGCGCCUUGCUUGGGCACUCUUCAUGCAGGAUACCUGGUCCGCCCUCAUCUAUGGCCGACCUCCUCACAUAACGCCGCACAAUUGGGCAGUGCAACCCAUUGUACCAGAAGACUACCCCGAAACCCCUGAGGAUGAGGCUGAGGAUGACGAAGGUGGCGAGGUUGAGAAAGGACGAAUGACUUACACUUCUAUGAUCACGCUUACCAAGUUAUUGUCUGAAGUGCUAGAUUCACUGUAUAGUCAAAAAGCAGAACUUGAGAUCCGACAGUCAUACGAUAGCACUAAAGCAGUUCUAGAACGGGCGAAGCCGAUUCAGCUGAAGUUGAGAGCGUUCUUCGCUGAUAUGCCUGACAAUCUGCGAAUGGAUUCAUGCCAGCCCGGAAAGGUGACAGCAGUUGGAUACUUACACCUGGCAUACUUUGCGACCGAGAUUACUCUUCACCGACGUGUCAUACGCUCCUUGUCGAAACAAACAGAUCCGUAUCUGAUCUCUAUCUGCCGCUCUGCAGCAAAAGCCAGACUGAUAUCAGCCCUAGAAUACUUCAAUCGCUUAAAACCAGAGCACCUACAAUCGUUCUGGUACUUCGCUUCCAAGUUCAACUUUGCGCUCAUUGGCACAUUCGCUGGUCUCUGCUUCGUCAGCUCUGCCAGUCCCGAGGAAGCACAAUUUUACCAAUUAAGAUUACAGGAAUACAGAUGGGUUUUGCGUAUAUCAAGGAAGAGCUCAGAAUUCUUGGAACUCGCUAGCGGCAUUCUUGAAAGUGCGGUUGGUGUGCUCCUCAGGAAUGCUGAUAGCUUAGACAGCACAAAGCUCGCCUUUCCAAUGUUGCAGCAAAGUGUGGAUGAUUCACCUCAAGGACCGAUGGAAGAAGAUGAACCAAGCCCUCAAAGAUUCGCUGCAGGGACUGGCACCGACGAUGCGUACUACGAUGACGUACGUAUGGAAACAUGA